AUGAAGGACUUCCUGGCGCUCACGGCUGAAGAAUUUCACCUCAGGACGGCUCACUCAAAGCUCCUGGGCUACUGGACGUCAGAGAUUGGCGGUCUUAACCAGGUUGUUCAUAUAUGGGAGUACGACAGCCUGAGUCACCGUUCUGAGGUGAGGGCGAGGUUGGCCAAUGACUCGCAGUGGGUGGGUCGCUACUUGAGUCGGGUCAUUGGGAUGAUGCAGCAACAAGACAACGUCCUCCUGACUCUGUUGCCCGGCACCUCCCUCAACCUCCCUUCUGACCAAG
Molecule: messenger RNA, 283 nt
Organism: Homarus americanus (American lobster)
Lineage: Eukaryota; Metazoa; Arthropoda; Malacostraca; Decapoda; Nephropidae
Product: protein NipSnap homolog 3A-like
Cellular component (GO): mitochondrion
Source: RefSeq, a predicted model, not a curated record